This is a messenger RNA of Durio zibethinus, 835 nucleotides long. RefSeq names its product proline-rich receptor-like kinase. Gene Ontology annotation, cellular component: plasma membrane. The record is from RefSeq and is a predicted model, not a curated record. Gene Ontology annotation, biological process: defense response to other organism. Lineage: Eukaryota; Viridiplantae; Streptophyta; Magnoliopsida; Malvales; Malvaceae.
CCAGCGUUACCUGCCACGUCCAGGGGUAAUGACACCACAGAUCCAGGGCAGGCAUCCCCAAGAGCAUCGCCCCCACUCUCAUCUUUUCUCCCACGAGACCGUCGAACCAAAGCUCACACAUGGUUUGCAGCAGCUUUCUGCAUAAUAUUUUGGCUCCUCGUAAUAAUAGGAGGCUUAGUUGUUCUCAUAGUCUAUCUCGUCUUUCGACCACGUAGUCCACGUUUUGACGUUAAUAGCGUCACCUUGAAGGCAGCGUAUCUCGACAUGGGUUACCUGCUCAAUGCUGAUAUUAGCAUGCUGGCUAACUUCACAAAUCCAAACAAGAAGGUGAGCGUGGAUUUCAGUUCCAUGUACCUUGAUCUUUACUUCGAGAACACCCUGAUUGCUACUCAGUCAAUAGAACCUUUCUCGGCGGCAAGAGGUCAGUCCAUGUUUGCAAAUAUUCACAUGGUAACAAGCCAGGUUAGGCUUUCAGUGAAAGAUACUCUGCUGCUCCAAAGGCAGAUCGAGAACAACCGAGUCAUGUUUACUCUCAAGGGCUUGUUUCGUGCUCGAUCCAAUCUCGGAGGUUUCUUGAAAUAUUCGUAUUGGUUGCACGGUCUUUGUAGCGUAAUGGUGUCCAGCCCUCCAACUGGUGUCUUGAGAGAUAAAAGAUGCAGAACGAAACACUGAGGAAUCGAUUGUAAUUCUUCAUACUAUUUUACUUUUGGUUCAAAACUCAUUAUAAUCAUAUCAGAUAUUCAUUUUGCUCUUGAAACAAAAACACUUUGAAGAAACCAUUUCAUAUCUGUCAAAAUUGAUUUUGCUAAUUUACGGAGAAAUCAUCACCAUUGUU